Messenger RNA from Notechis scutatus (mainland tiger snake), 3006 nucleotides. RefSeq names its product YME1 like 1 ATPase (gene YME1L1). Gene Ontology annotation, molecular function: ATP-dependent peptidase activity; ATP hydrolysis activity; metalloendopeptidase activity. Gene Ontology annotation, biological process: protein quality control for misfolded or incompletely synthesized proteins; mitochondrion organization. Gene Ontology annotation, cellular component: mitochondrial inner membrane. Lineage: Eukaryota; Metazoa; Chordata; Lepidosauria; Squamata; Elapidae. The record is from RefSeq and is a predicted model, not a curated record.
GGUUCAGCCGGGCCCGUUCCAACUGUGAGAGGCGGCCAUUUUCGGGAAGAGUUGAUAAACCAACGAAUCCUCUUCUCCCGCGAAGAACGAGGCCGGAGGAACCGCAGAGGAAGAGGCGUCCUCGGUCUCAACCUGUCUGGCCGCUUGAGUGGCGAGAAGGAUGCUUUCUUUUUCUACCACGGUGCAGCCCCAGGUUACAGUUUCUUUGAGCCACCUCAUAAAUGCAUUUCAUUCACCCAAAAGUUUAACACAGUCUUUCAUCCCAACAUCCACCCAGUCUGUGCAGAAAGAAGCACCACCUGAACAUGAUGUGUUGAGCCCUGAACCAUUACUUAAUCUACGAGACCUAGGAUUGGGUGAUUUGAAAAUUAGCCAACUUGAUGAAGUACUGAACAAACUGAUUCCUGGCUUUGGCGAAGAAAAUAAAAUACCCUCACAUUGGCAAACGUCAUAUGUAUCAGCAGAGUCUUUCUUUGAAAAUAAAUAUGGUUUUGCAGAUACAUUUAGGGUCUUACGUUCCUCUUACCUCUACAGACAGCAUCUUAAUCCUCCCCAGAGUAUAUGUUCCAGUCUUCAACAUUGGCCAGUUUUCAUUCCGUCUCGGGGUUUUAAGACUCUGAAAUCAAGAGCAAGACGGCUACAGUCCACAUCAGAACAUUCAGCAGAAGCAGAAGAUGUAGCUCCCUCAUUUGUAAAGGGUCUUUUACUGAGAGAGAAAGUAUCUGAGAUUGAAAGUUUAGACAAACUGAUGAAAAGAAAAAACAUACCUGAAGCUCAUCAAGACGCUUUUAAAACUGGGUUUGCAGAGGGCUUUUUGAAAUCACAGGCACUUGCACAGCGUACAAUUGAUUCCUUAAGACGAACUCGAUUAUUUGUCUUUCUAGCAGUGUUGUUUGGUAUUUAUACUGUGUUAAAAAGCCAGUUCUUACCUAAAGGCUCGUUUUCUGAUGCUGUUCGUUUCCGAGCAAGUUCUGGGCUUGAUGCAGCAGUGGAUCCAAUUCAAAUGAAAAAUAUCACCUUUGAACAUGUGAAAGGGGUAGAUGAAGCUAAACAAGAGUUACAGGAGAUUGUAGAAUUUCUGAAAAAUCCCCAGAAAUUUACCAUUCUAGGAGGUAAACUCCCUAAAGGUGUUCUGUUGGUAGGCCCACCUGGUACUGGCAAAACUCUGCUUGCCAGGGCUGUAGCAGGAGAAGCUGAUGUUCCCUUCUAUUACGCUUCUGGGUCUGAGUUUGAUGAGAUGUUUGUUGGAGUGGGAGCCAGCCGUAUUAGAAAUCUAUUUAAGGAAGCUAAAGCAAAUGCACCUAGUGUUAUAUUCAUCGAUGAGUUGGAUUCGGUUGGUGGCAAACGAGUUGAAUCUCCAAUGCAUCCUUACUCAAAGCAGACUAUAAACCAGCUCCUUGCUGAAAUGGAUGGCUUUAAGUCUAAUGAAGGAAUCAUUAUCAUUGGUGCAACAAAUUUCCCUGAAGCACUAGAUAAUGCUUUGUUACGCCCUGGCCGCUUUGACAUGCAAGUUACAGUUCCCAGACCAGAUGUCAAGGGACGAACAGAAAUUUUGAAAUGGUAUCUGAAUAAAAUAAAAUAUGAUAAGUCCAUUAAUCCAGAAAUCAUUGCAAGAGGGACAGUAGGAUUUUCCGGAGCUGAAUUGGAAAACCUUGUGAAUCAAGCUGCAUUAAAAGCAGCAAUUGAUGAAAAGGACAUGGUUACUAUGAAGGAGCUAGAAUUUGCAAAGGACAAAAUUGUCAUGGGUCCUGAGCGUAGAAGUGUAGAAAUUGGUGACAAAAAUAAAACAAUUACAGCAUAUCAUGAAUCUGGGCAUGCCAUUAUUGCAUAUUACACUAAAGAUGCUAUGCCAAUCAAUAAAGCCACAAUUAUGCCACGAGGACCAACACUUGGACAUGUUUCCUUGUUGCCAGAAAGUGACAGAUGGAAUGAAACUAGGUCUCAGCUGCUUGCCCAGAUGGAUGUCAGUAUGGGAGGAAGAGUAGCAGAAGAACUCAUAUUUGGCAGUGAUCACAUCACAACAGGUUCUUCUAAUGACUUUGAGAAUGCUACUAGGAUAGCACAACUCAUGGUAACCAGAUUUGGAAUGAGUGACAAGCUUGGUGUUAUGACUUAUAGAGAGACAACAACUUUUAGCCCCGAUACCCAAUCUGCAAUUGAACAAGAAAUAAGAUCUCUUUUAAAGGAUUCAUAUGAACGGGCAAAGAGUAUCUUGAAGGCCCAUGCAAAAGAACACAAGAAUUUAGCAGAAGCUUUAUUAACCUACGAGACCUUGGAUGCCAAAGAAAUUCAGAUCGUUUUAGAAGGCAAAAAACUUGAAGUGAGAUAACUUCCUUGUCAAGCUGUCUAACAGUCAAAGUAGUGGCCAUUUUAUACAGUGUAACUUUCUUUCCUGCUGGAUGUAUGUGUGCUAAUAAUCAUAUUUUCAAAAGAUAAAACAACUUGUCUUGUGAGCUUUUGUUCCCCUUACAGGUAGUCCUCACUUACUGAUUACAGUUGAAACCAACAGCUCUGUUGCUAAGUGCUGCAGUCACUAUGUGAAAAAUCAUGACUCUGUCAGAUUUAUGAUGUCACUUCCAUUUUUGGUUGCGAACAAAUGUAAGAGUCAAAAAGGCAAAUCUGGGAGGUGGAGUUAAACGUCAUCAGUUUAAAAUCCUUGCAUUGCCACAAGAGAUCCAAGUCCAGCCCUUCUUGAAUUCUGAUGAUCCUUAUCUAGCACUAAUUUAGUGCUGAUCAUUAGUUGACCAGAUUCUUUUCUAUAGGUUGGACUAAAUCUUCUAUGCUGCAACUUUAUGAAUAAUCCUGAUUCUUCACUGCUUUAAUUAAGCGAGACAUCGUGUGAUUGAUUGGGUAUUACAAUUUCACUUCCAUGUUCUCCAUUCUGCUGGUUGAAAGUCGGUUGUGACGCUUGCAAAUAGUGGUCACAUGGUCAUGGGAUACUGAAACAAUUGUAAAUCUGAGGAUUGGUUGCAAAGAUAUUUUUCUUCCAGCUACUGUAACUUCAAG